GCACAGCGAGCCGGGCGCGGAGCGAGGGCCGAGCCGGGGGCGGGGCGGGCGCGGAGAGCGCGGCCGGGCCCGGGCGGGGCCGCGGCGGCCAAAGGGGCGGAGGCGCCGCGCGGCCCCGCCCGCCGGAACCGCCCCUGCUCCCAACCAGGUCCGACCGAACCCCAUAAAGGCCCGGGCCGCGGGCGGCGCCGCUCACAGCGGCAGCGGCAGCAGCGGCGGUGUGAUCAUGUCCGGGCGGGGCAAGGGCGGCAAGGGGCUCGGCAAGGGCGGCGCCAAGCGGCACCGCAAGGUGCUGCGCGACAACAUCCAGGGCAUCACCAAGCCGGCCAUCCGCCGCCUGGCGCGGCGCGGCGGCGUCAAGCGCAUCUCGGGGCUCAUCUACGAGGAGACGCGCGGCGUGCUCAAGGUCUUCCUGGAGAACGUCAUCCGCGACGCCGUCACCUACACGGAGCACGCCAAGAGGAAGACGGUCACGGCCAUGGACGUGGUCUACGCCCUCAAGCGCCAGGGCCGCACUCUCUACGGCUUCGGCGGCUAAAGCCUUGCCUUACCGAACCACCGCGACAAGAAACCCAAAGGCUCUUUUAAGAGCCACCCA
This is a messenger RNA of Passer domesticus (house sparrow), 598 nucleotides long. Its product is annotated as histone H4. Gene Ontology annotation, biological process: nucleosome assembly. The transcript has a single exon. The record is from RefSeq and is a predicted model, not a curated record. Gene Ontology annotation, molecular function: protein heterodimerization activity; DNA binding; structural constituent of chromatin. Lineage: Eukaryota; Metazoa; Chordata; Aves; Passeriformes; Passeridae. Gene Ontology annotation, cellular component: nucleosome. The coding region runs from base 227 to 538 and encodes 103 amino acids.